GUAUCGCGGUGCUUUGUGCUCCUCCUCCGGCACCAGGCACAGAGACAGCGGAAGAGUCAUGGCGGCAGUGAAGAUGCUGAGUCCCGGGGCAGCGGCUCUGAGCAGCGGACAGGCCGCGGAGAUGGACUGGAUGAGCCGAGAGGUCACCACCGGGACGACGAUCAUGGCUGUAGAGUUUGAUGGCGGCGUGGUUCUCGGCGCUGAUUCCAGGACGACCACUGGGGCGUACAUCGCCAACAGAGUGACCGACAAGCUGACCCCUGUACACGACCGCAUAUUCUGCUGCCGGUCCGGCAGUGCCGCGGACACCCAGGCCAUCGCCGAUGCCGUAACUUACCAGCUGGGCUUCCACAGCAUUGAGCUGGGCACCCUGCCCCUCGUACACACAGCCGCCAAUCUGUUCAAAGAGAUGUGCUACAAGUAUCGGGAGGAACUCAUGGCCGGGAUCAUCGUAGCUGGGUGGGACCAAAGGAAGGGUGGCCAGGUGUACACCGUACCCAUGGGAGGGAUGAUGGUCCACCAGCCAUUCUCUAUUGGUGGGUCCGGCAGUUCCUAUAUAUACGGCUUUGUGGAUUCCACAUACAAAUCGGGAAUGACAAAGGAAGAGUGUCUGAAAUUCACAGCCAACGCUAUUGCUUUGGCUAUGGAGCGGGAUGGAUCCAGCGGGGGCGUCAUCCGUCUCGCCGCCAUCACAGAAGCGGGGGUAGAGCGACAGGUCAUUCUCGGUAACCAGCUACCUCAGUUCCCAGUGUCAUGAGCGUCCCGGUUCCCCCUCUCUGUACGUUCAGCUGUUAUGUUUUGUUACUAGGAUGAUAUUACACAAUAAAGAGCGGAUCUAAUCAA
This is a messenger RNA of Pseudophryne corroboree (corroboree frog), 843 nucleotides long. It is a transcript of the gene PSMB6, whose product is annotated as proteasome 20S subunit beta 6. Gene Ontology annotation, cellular component: proteasome core complex. Lineage: Eukaryota; Metazoa; Chordata; Amphibia; Anura; Myobatrachidae. The record is from RefSeq and is a predicted model, not a curated record. Bases 59 to 757 code for a protein of 232 amino acids. The transcript has 6 exons. Gene Ontology annotation, molecular function: threonine-type endopeptidase activity.